This is a messenger RNA of Octodon degus (degu), 2200 nucleotides long. It is a transcript of the gene Lypla2, whose product is annotated as lysophospholipase II. The transcript is spliced from 10 exons. Bases 244 to 1437 code for a protein of 397 amino acids. The record is from RefSeq and is a predicted model, not a curated record. Gene Ontology annotation, molecular function: palmitoyl-(protein) hydrolase activity; carboxylic ester hydrolase activity. Gene Ontology annotation, cellular component: cytoplasm. Gene Ontology annotation, biological process: protein depalmitoylation. NCBI's taxonomy places the organism in Eukaryota, Metazoa, Chordata, Mammalia, Rodentia, Octodontidae.
AUUUACCCCCUUUCUGUGAGCCUCGGUUUCCUCAUGUUUUCGCUUGGAGGACUAGGUGACUUACGGUCUUUUAAGGUCAGAGUAUGUGAUUUCUCCUGUGAUGCUGGAAUAAAGCGCGGAAGCCAGUAGCCAGUAUGAAGUCGAAAGCUCCGCUGAAGAGUAUGAGGACCACCGUGGGAAAGCGUAUAUUCAGAAGUUUUGCUAAAUGAGCAGCCAACAGCUGCUGAGAUGAUGGAUACGUAAAUGUGUUUGAUAGUAAUUAUUUUACUAUAUGUCUAUCUGAUAUGUAAUAUAAACAAUAAAAUGUUGGGUAUUUUUUUAAAAACCCGAACCUUUGGCCAGUUCCCAAGGUCACGAUGCGUGUGCCUCCCUGCGAGGGGAAGGCGGCAAGCUCCGCGCCAGCAGCGUGAGGACGGCCUCGCCCUUCCCGAUGGGCCGCCUCCCGCCUGCUGUCCGGACGGGGCGGUGGCGAUGUCGCGGGUGGACGCCAGCCCCAGGGAGCGGCCCCGCCGCCCGCAACAUGGCAGCUCCGAGCCGGGCAGGCCGGCCCGCUUCCGGGUUCCGUACCGCCGGCCGGGCGACUUCCGGCAGCGCGAUGGCUGGGUUCCCGGGACUCGAACGGAAGUUCCGGCGGGGGCGGCCGAGGGGGAAGAGUGUGUGUCUGUGGGAGAAAGAAAAUUGCCCGAGCGGUCGCGGAAGCCCCAGGGAGCGAGGCCCAGCCUGCAGGGAGCCCUGCAGUGUAUGUGUGGUAACACCAUGUCUAUGCCCCUGCUCACCGACGCUGCCACCGUGUCUGGAGCUGAGCGGGAAACGGCCGCGGUUAUUUUUUUACAUGGACUUGGAGACACAGGGCACAGCUGGGCUGACGCCCUCUCCACCAUCCGGCUGCCGCACGUCAAGUACAUCUGUCCCCACGCGCCUAGGAUCCCUGUGACACUCAACAUGAAGAUGGUGAUGCCCUCCUGGUUUGACCUGAUGGGACUGAGUCCGGACGCCCCAGAGGACGAGGCUGGCAUCAAGAAAGCUGCAGAAAACAUCAGGGCCCUGAUCGAGCACGAGAUGAAGAAUGGGAUCCCUGCCAACCGAAUUGUCCUGGGCGGCUUUUCACAGGGCGGGGCCCUAUCCCUGUACACAGCCCUUACCUGCCCCCACCCUCUGGCUGGCAUCGUGGCGUUGAGCUGCUGGCUGCCUCUGCACCGGAACUUCCCCCAGGCGGCCAAUGGCAGUGCCAAGGACCUGGCCAUCCUUCAGUGCCAUGGGGAGCUGGACCCCAUGGUGCCAGUACGGUUUGGGGCCCUGACAGCUGAGAAGCUCCGGUCUGUGGUCACACCUGCCAGAGUCCAGUUCAAGACAUACCCAGGUGUCAUGCACAGCUCCUGUCCCCAGGAGAUGGCAGCUGUGAAAGAAUUUCUUGAGAAGCUGCUGCCUCCGGUCUAACCAGAGUUGCUAGUCCCAGUCCGGUUCCCCAGCUCACAGGGGACCCAGCAAGAAAGUGUGGCACCAUCUUGGAUCUGAGCCGGUUGAGCCCUCGUUUCCCCCUCCCCACCCCAUCCUCUUCCCACAGGCCUCUGGGGCAGGCAGCCAAGGCCUGGCCAGGCCUUCCUUCCUGGCCUCAGCCACCUGGCAGUCUGCAGCAGGGUGGGCUGCUUUCUUAGCCUGCUUCCCUGGGGGUGGGCCCAGCAGUAGCAUCGGAGGGGCUGUCGGCAGCGGGAGAAGGGCCCAGCCACUGACCCACUCACUCAGGACCUCAUUCUGUAGCCCCGCUUUGGGCCCCCUCCUGCGACCUCAGGGUUUGGCCCUUGGGGCCCUCCCAGGCCCCCACCCCAGUGGUUCUGCCCUGAUAAUCAUGUGUCUCUCUGCCUCACAGCAGCUGCUUCUCAAUCAUGAAUGUGUCCAUGGCCUGGGGCCCCUAGCCGCGCCCUCGGCAGGAUGUGGGUGAGGUGGAGCCCUUCAAGGGACUUCCCUCAGCGACCCACUUGGGGCUGGGCCCUGCCACCCCUCAACCUCCAGGCCUGGAGCCUUGAGGCUGGAUUGAGGCCCAAGGUCUCCCCUGGCUCUCUCACCCCCACUGUGUCCCCACUCUAGGGCCAGGGAGGCAGUGGGGAGCAGUUUUGUCUCGUCUUCUGUCUCCAUGUGGUUUUGAGCGUUUUUCUUGUUGUGUCCUAGAUUCCGAUAAAAUUAAAAGAAAUCGUUCCCUCAA